Messenger RNA from Anopheles bellator, 6662 nucleotides. It is a transcript of the gene Svil, whose product is annotated as supervillin. Gene Ontology annotation, molecular function: actin filament binding; phosphatidylinositol-4,5-bisphosphate binding. Gene Ontology annotation, cellular component: actin cytoskeleton; cytoplasm. Gene Ontology annotation, biological process: actin filament severing; cytoskeleton organization; actin polymerization or depolymerization. The coding region runs from base 164 to 4825 and encodes 1553 amino acids. Lineage: Eukaryota; Metazoa; Arthropoda; Insecta; Diptera; Culicidae. The record is from RefSeq and is a predicted model, not a curated record. The transcript has 7 exons.
UACUGCUAAUGCUUCCUGUCCACGCAAAGUAAUAAAACACAUCAACGAAAAGCUGUCCGUUCCCGGUUCGUAAAGAACAGCCCGAGAAUUUGCCGUUGAACAAACGAGUCCUCGCAAACCACCGACGGCGUACCUUCCGCCGAACGCGCAAAAGCUUCCGUUCAUGGCGGAGCUGCAGUCCAAGGGCAUUCUGAAGUCGAAAUCGGGCUGCGUUGGACUGUUUCCCGCCGAUCUCAACUCGGAACUAAAGUCGCGCCUGAAGAAGUCUACCCACUCUGCCGUGAGCAAUCUUAAGAAAUCGACCACCGUUUCUAGUAUCGACGGGAGCUCGCUGCUGUGUCCAACACCGGGAGCCAACGUUUCCUCAUCCGAAUCCGAGGACGAUGAUGACGGGGUGGCACCAGGGAAGAACCUAGCGAAAAUGCUGCGUAACGUUUCGAACACGGCGGUCAACACUGCCGGUGCUGGCAGUGGCGGCACGAUCAUCCCACCUUCCUACAUACCCCUGCCGAUAGGCAGUGGUGUCAGCAGCAGUCCUUUCCAUCGGCCUCCAGUCACUGGCGAAGCAGAGGGGGUUCCCACUGGCGGUGGUUUUAGUCGAGAGUAUUCGAUCAACAAAAACCCUGCCGUUGCAAGGCGUCGUCGACAAAAUGAAGGGUACAAGCAGCAACAGUUGAUCAAAAGCAAGAGCCAAUCGGAGCUAGCCACCUUCAUUCCGGCGUCGGCCAUCAUCUACCACAACAACGCGCUCAACAGCAGCGUUGCGAACCCAGCGGCACCGUCCAGCAACAGUGCUGCGAGAAGUAAUGAGUUCGCUGCUGGCAAAAGCAGCAGCAACGUCGUUUCCUCUGUAGCGGCUGCCGACCUGGCCAGAGCACGGGCCGCGAACCGCGGGACACUUCAGGAGCCUAACAGCAACAGCAGCCGCAGCAACAGCAGCAGCUUCGGGCAGGAGGAGUUUGGUGGAUUUCCCGCGUUCAGUGCCCUGCGCCGGUGUUUGACGGAGGAAAUGCGACCCGACCAGGACUCGAUGGUGAAGAGCGUGUCCAUCGCCGACCGGCUGGCCGCUCUCAAGAAGAGUGGCGAGGAUGAUUGGCGCAAGCGCGUAUCCAAGAAGGACGUCCCCGACGAUGUGCGGCGGGAAAAUCUUGUCAAUAAUGCACUUCUCGUUGCCAAGUCCCUCGAGAGCCCGGUGAAGAACAACUCACCUCGACCGUUCAGUCGGCCGACCGAUCUAGAAGGGGGGAACAUUUCCGACCGCUUGGGACAGAUCAAGACAUCGUCGGAGCACUGGAAAACCCGCGUCGAACUAUCCGAUGCGACGAACUUCACCGUUGCUGGCCGCAUGGUCCCCAGCAAAUCGCCCAAGUUACCGUUUAUCAAGUCGGACACGAAGCAGUCUCCUCCGAUGCACGUGUUCCGCAGCGUCAACCCACCGCAGCUCGGGCUCGCCAAGAGCCCCUCAAUGAUGGUCUCCUCCGUGGUGACCUCCUCCACCGUGUAUGGCCAGCAGCAGCACCAGCAGCAACAUUCAUCGAACCUAUCUAGUCCCGCUCCUGCUGCCGCUACUGUGCCACAACCCCAGCAGCCACAGCAGCGUGUUGUCGAGAGUCUUAUGAAGCGCAGCAUUAGCGUGCCCGGGGUACCGGUAGGGAGCGUCUCCGUCGGUACGGCCGGCGACCUACACUCAUCCGCCUUCGGUUCGAAGGUGUCCAUUCCGAAGCUGGACGAUGAAAGUUUCGGCAAGUUCUUCGGGAAGGUGGCAACUCACAGCAGUAGCAGCGCGGUCAGUUCCUCGAGCUUCAAAACGUCAUCGAUUUCCUCGCUAAUAAAGACGUCAAGUAGCGGGGAACCAGGCGAAGUGACGCUCAGUGAUCUCGACACGCUCAAGACCAGCGGCGCGAAGCUGACGCAGAAGAAGGUCGUGCAAGGACCGCGCGGUCGUCGAGCGAUGUCCCGCAACCCACUGAAAACGUUGGCCGCCCGAGACGACCUGCAGACGGAGUACACCGAAAUCAAGACAGGUAUCGCCGACAAGGAGUUGCGAAGACUUAAACUAGAAGCAAUCGCCAAAACUAGUAAUCUGGCCGUCGAAGCGCUAGCCGGCUUGGCGUCCGUUGAAGAUUUCAAAUCGGUCAGUCUCAAGUCGAGCACGCUGCCCCUGAACCAAUCGUUUGUCCCGUACAAACCGCUCAUGCUGCUGCAGGUGAAGGGCCGCCGCCACGCACAAACCCGGCUCGUCGAGCCAAUCGCCCGCUCGGUGAACCGGGGCGACUGCUUCAUCGUCGUGACGGCCGACCGGCUGUUUGCGUUUCUCGGACAGUACGCGAACGUGAUCGAGCGGUCACGCUGCAAGGAAAUCUGCGAGCAGAUUGUCCGCGACAAAGAUCUCGGCUGCACGGCAGCCAGCGUCACGUUUCUCAACGAUGGUGGCCCCGGUGGUGCUUCGGAGCGUCACUGGCUCGAGUUCUGGCAGCUGCUCGGUCGCGAUCGGGAGCAAGCCGAAGCGGAAGUGUGCGAUUCGGGGCACCCCGACGAGGACGAGCUGUUCGAGGCGUGCUUGAUCGAGUCCAACAUGGUGUACGAGUUUGCGGACGAUGCCCUGGUUCCGGUGGCCGAACUCUGGGGCACGAUACCGCGCAUCGGAAUGUUGGACGCCGCCAAGGUGCUAGUUUUCGACUUCGGCUCGGAGCUGUACAUCUGGAGCGGCAAAAACGCUCCCUCGGAGCGCAAACGGGCUGCCCUGCGGUUGGCGCAAGAACUGUACGCGGCCAGCUACAGCUACGACGAGUGUCAGCUGAGCCCGCUCAACUUCGCCGAGCUGGCCGGUGAUCGACCACGGGAUGCCGGGCGUCUCACGAAGACGGGCAAUGGGCGGCCCGAGUGGGCAUUGAUCGGUCGGGUGACCCAGCACAUGGAGACGGUGCUGUUCCGGGAAAAGUUUCUCGACUGGCCCGACAUUACGGUGCAAUUUCGGGACGAGUUCCCGCUCGUGGCUGGGAGCGCAGGAGGCGGCGACGGUGGCUCGUUCGGAAUGGAAAUCAAGGCCCUCGAUGGUGGGCAAAUGUAUCGUGCCAACGAAUCCUACGCCGAGCCGAACCUGGUGCUGGAGCACUCCAACCUGGGGCGAGGCAAUUUCUACUACGAUCAGGAGUCGAUGCGCCACUUUGACGUGCUGACGCACUCCGUUACGCAGUGGGAGAUCGACGGCUACGAGCACAAACCGGUGGGUGGCAGCUCGCUUGGCCACUUCUAUUCCGACACCAGCUACACCGUGCGCUGGAUGUAUCAGAUCAGCGUAACGGUGCGCGAGCUGAGCGGGAAGGUGUCCAACCGGAGCACGGUCGUCGGCCGUGAUCGGUGCGCGUACUUCACCUGGCACGGCAAGAACGCCCCGGCCAACGAGAAGGGAGCGGCCGCCUUGCUCACCGUCGAGCUGGACAAGGAGAAGGGCUCACAGGUGCGGGUGACGCAGGGCCAAGAGGCGCCCGCUUUCGUGCGCCUCUUCAAGCUGAUGUUCGUCCACCGGAGCCGACGCGGUGAGCCGAAGUACGGUUGGCGGAUGUACGUAGUGUCCGGGAACGAGUCGGAGGAAAGCGUUUGCACCGAGGUGGAGUGCAGUAUGCGCCAGUUGCGUUCCCGUGCCGCGGUGCUCCUCGUACACGGAGCGCGCGGAAGAGUGCUACUCUGGGAGGGCUGUAAAGCCCUGCCACACGCACGGGAGGUGGCGGCCAACGCCCUGAAGCUAGUGCUGGAAGAGCAAUCCCCGGAGCUGUUCGACAACAGCACGGUCAGCAACCUAUCGUCUGCGGUGCUAGAAGAGGGUCGCGAAACGGAGGAGUUCUUCGGUGCAGUCGGUGGUCAAAAUCGCCAUCACUACCACAGUCUGCUAGGAUCGUGCCAAAGCUACGACUACACACCACGCAUCUUCCACCUGACGAGCAUCAACAAUGGGAACUUCGAGGCGACGGAGCUGCAGUACGCGCUGCGCUCGCGGGACCGCCCGACGGCAUAUCCGUUCCGGCAGGACGAUCUCUACCUGGCCCGCCAGCCAACGAUCUUUCUGAUCGACAACGGGCACGUCCUGUGGCUGUGGCAGGGUUGGUGGCCCCACGAGGACGGUUCCGGCAGUGACAAUGGCAGCGGCGGCGAAACCAAUCACAGUAGCUUCGACAGCAAUCGUUCCGGUGAAAAUCGCUGGCAGAUGGAACGGCGCGUUGCGAUGGAAACGGCCGUCUCCUACUGGAAAGCGAAACAGCAGCAGGAGCGAAACGGAAGCGAAGCCGUGAUUGGUGGCCGAAGUGUGCCGUGCAAUGGAAAUGGUGCGAUCUCAUCGUCCGCCACUGCAGAAGCCCUGCGCGAUGAAAACGGAAACGAUGAAGGUAUCGAUGAAGUGGACGCCCAUCCGUACGGCAAACCAACACCCGUCAGCAGCGUGGACGUCAACAGUGCGGCGGAUCGUCGGGGAGACUCGUCGGACACGGUGAAUGGGUUCGUCGUGUGGGCUGGGUUGGAACCGCUUGAAUUCAUUGCCAUGUUCCCGGAGUGGAUUCAACAGGAUGAUGUUGCCGAAAUUAGUGUACAGGAUGGUCGUAAAUCGACACCGCAACCGAUCUACGACAGUCUUUCGCUACUGUCACGCAAAGAGUACCCGGUUGCCGUUCUGCUGGAGCGCCCGCUCCCCGAAGGGGUCGAUCCGACCAAGCUCGAACUGUACCUCCACGAGCACGACUAUCCGGAGGCGCUCGGAAUGCCAAAGGCGGAGUACGAUCAGCUGCCAGCCUGGAAGCAGACGAAGCUGAAGAAGGAGCGCGGUUUGUUUUAACGAGAUUGAGAUAGGGAACAACCGAGAAGAGAAGCCAGUUUGCCAGGAGGCCGGCCGGAACUUCAGAUUUCAGCAAGAUAGAGGAUAAAGUGUUCUCUCGUGUGUGUUUCUAUGUGUGGCCUGUAGUAAGAUUCGUCUCUCUCCCAGCGCCAGCAGGGGCGCACUAUAUUCGUGUUCAGUUUCUGUGCUAUUAUUUUAUGGCGGUGUUUUAAAGAAAUUACUUAUCAUUCGUCCCUGGAAUUUGGGCGUGUUUUGUCACGGGUUGGGAGCUUAACUGCUGCUCACCCCCCUGUGUCGUGUUGCGUAAAGAAUGUUUUAUCUUCGAGAGAUUACUUUUUACGUUUUGUUACAUUUUUUUAGUUUUGUUUAUUCAAUGCAUGCUGUCUUUCCAAUUUUAAAAUAUAAGUACAUUUUUGUUUUAGUGUUUGAAUUUUUUUUUCUGUUCUCUUAUGAACGCAACCGAUCCGCGAACGUUCAAUCAUCGUUUCUUGCCAUUCGUUAUAACGUGCACUUCUUCUCUGUUUCGCUUUCGGGCCUCAGGUUUUUGUUUGCCUACAGCUAAAAUAAUUCAAUAAUAAAUAGAGGCCCUUCUCAUUUUCAGUGUUCGUAAAGUAAUCGACCGCCGCGAACAAUUGCUAGUCUUUAGACACAGUUCCCCGCAGUUAAGCCCACAGCAUCCACGUAACGGUGUCUGUAACGUUGUUUUUUGUUUAUCAUUCUCAUUAUUCAUAUUAUUUGCUGUGUGGUGUUGUUUUUUUUUUCGUUACCUAUGACAUACUCUUUUAUUUAUUACUUCCGUCACAGUUGCCGUCACCGUUAGUGUCCUAGUAAUGAUGAUAGAGUUUAGCAGGUGCGAAAGGCUCUUCCCUUCAGGAUGGUAUAGGUUUUGAAAUUGUGUGAGAAAACUACCAGGAGGAGCAUUGUGUUUAAGGUGUAGUGAAAGUGAAAGCAGAAACACUAGAGGCCACUAGCGAUCUGUAAACAUGGAUACUUUGUACUUAUCUCGAAAACAUAGACCACAUGCGGCGGCAUUAGGGGGAGCAAGAAGAAAGUAAGCUUGUGGAUUGUGAACAUAUAUUUUAAGUAAUAAAGAACGAAGAUUUCGAAACGACAACACGACGACGAACGGCGCUCAAGGGCAGGAUUGGUAUACAUGUCCGCGUGGCAUGAAGCGCGUGUGUGUUUGUGUAUACACGUGUAUGAUAUUUUUACUUUAUAAAAAUCAAGCAAACAAGUUUUCCUUACACGAGAUCCGGUCUCUCGGGACAACGUAAUCGUUGCCUAAACCUUAAACGAUGCCCACGGAAAGUGUGUUCUCUACCAGUAGCCCCCAAAGUGACAUGGAGCUCCAUAUUAUUAUUUGAAAAUAUUUCAGUUUACAUCACCAAGAUUCGAAGCUGGAUCUUUUGUAGCUACAGCUGCAGGAUACACGCUCUUCUAGGCAACCAGACACCAGGAGCCUUCCGGAAGGCGAAAGAUUGAAUUCAGUAAAGAACCUGCUCUAAUCGGUGAGCAUUGUGUGGAAUGGUGCAAUAUAUCAUGUGUGAUUGGCAGACGGAGGAACAGGAGGAAAAACACGCAGCAGUGAUUACACCCUAAACUUUGUUGUCACCUUUUAGUUUUCUAGUUUUGUUCAUUGUGUGGACUUUACUGCCGCCUCAGCCACAUAUCUUGUCUGCUUUCUUUGUAUAAAAUAUUUACAUUGAUAUUUGACUUAUUUAGUAACAUAGAGUAGCUGAUAACGAACGCUGAUGUGACGAAAAAGGGGCUAACACGGGAAAGAACCCGUCGUGGCCCGGAAGCCCAAAAUGAACCCAAAUAAAAACCGUGAAAAGCU